This is a messenger RNA of Alosa sapidissima (American shad), 2679 nucleotides long. RefSeq names its product E3 ubiquitin-protein ligase RNF182. The record is from RefSeq and is a predicted model, not a curated record. Bases 951 to 1790 code for a protein of 279 amino acids. NCBI's taxonomy places the organism in Eukaryota, Metazoa, Chordata, Actinopteri, Clupeiformes, Clupeidae. The transcript has 2 exons. Gene Ontology annotation, molecular function: ubiquitin protein ligase activity. Gene Ontology annotation, biological process: protein ubiquitination.
ACAGGACACGCACCCAACCAGGGGUUUGUGUGUGUGUGUGUGUGUGUGUGUGUGUGUGUGUGUGUGUGUGUGUGUGUGUCCAUGUCUCUGCACACAUACACGCAGACAGAGAUGACCACUGAAUGUCUCAAGACUCAUGAUGCGGCAUGUCGUAGCACAUAUGGGGGAACAGGGCUUGUUGAUAUGCUUGUACAUUUUUAAUGUAUAUUUUGUGUGUUUUGGAGCUUGUGACAAAUGUACUGACUUCUUACGCUUCAAAAGACUGUGAUCUACUGCUCUUCACAAUUAGGCUACAGCAGGACAUCAAUCUGUGGUGUGGCACAGCUGAAAAGGCGCGAGGAGCCUGGAAGCAAGUAGGCAGGCACGCACGCGGCCUCUUCAUAUUCACCUGCGUUUCUGUGGCUCGUGCCGCUUUGAUUUCACUGCCUGGGCUCUUUGUCUGGUCUCAGACACACCGUGUGUGUGUGAUUUGCAUCGCGCAUGUGAUCCCCUCCCCUCUACAUCUUCCGGAAGAUGUAGCCCAGGAGUACGAAUGGCGUCAGAUGGAGAACCGGGCUGGGUUCUGACGUCUUUGUGAUGGAGCACCGGAGAGAGAACCGGGCUGGGCUGUGACGUUUUCCGCUUCACCUCGCUCCACCAGAAGAUACAGACAGGCGGCGGAGAGCUCGCGCUACUUCCCGUUCUGCAGCCAGACUUCACCGCUCUGUCUGCGGGAGAAUAACAUAACGGCGCGUUAGGCAAUUGUGCUAUUGCUGCCAGCCGGGCGUUUUCACGUCACGGGGGAUUAUUUGGGAGAAUGUUACAGUCACCGACUGCUGCUCGGCUCUGUUUCAUCGCCAACGGCGACUCGUGAAGGCCGUAGGGGGUGCUGAGGGCGCGUGGGGUUUAAUCUCUCCCGUCACUCCCAGCUGCGGUCUGCCUCUAUUGUUUUCCUCGUGAUGAUGUGAGUGAUGCGAGAUGCUAUGGCAGAGGCGGAUGUAGCAGGAACGGUGAGCAGGCCGGUUCCUCCUGCGUCCCCGGGCUCGGUGUUAGCUUUCCCGUUACCGUAUGAGGAGUACGAAUGCAAGAUAUGCUACAACUACUUCGACCUCGAUCGUCGCGCGCCCAAAAUCCUGGAGUGCUUGCACACUUUCUGUCAGGAGUGCCUCCACGCGCUGCACCUGCGGGAGGAGAGACCCUGGCGGAUCUCGUGUCCACUAUGCAGACACCGGACUCCCGUGCCAGACUAUCGGAUUCAGAAUUUACCCAAUAACACAAAGGUUACGGAGGACUUCCCGUUUUAUAUCGACUCAGACCCACUGCCGCAGGACGCGCUUCCCGCGAGCCCCCCUCCACUGCAUCCAGCUCUCAUCGCCCUCAGGCGCGAGGACGCAUCCGGUGCAGCGUCUGCAACAGUAACGACAGCCAGUGCGAGUCAGGCAACGGUCACGCCAACCAGUACCGUCUCGGCAGCCACCACCCUUUCGCGGGACUCCGUUUCAUCAGUGAGUCGCCGUUAUAGCGGAGAGGACUGUUGUAACGACUGCAAGCGGCUCGCGCUCACGACCGGCUGUGUUUGCGUCAUCUUCUCAUUCCUGUCCAUGCUCGUGCUCCUAUUCAUGGGCCUAAUUCUCGUGCACAGUCACGGCGGGCCACCCUCGCCCGCUGGACCGAUUUGCCUCUCAGUCGCGAGCAUCCUCGCCAUGGUCUCGGUGGUCGUCACAUGGCUCAUCUGUUGGUUAAAAUACAGACCGGAGCACGAGACAGGCCGUUCAUCCGCCACCAGCCACUCCAGCAGGAGGAACGCCUGACUGUGUCUGUGUGUGUGUGUGUGUGUAUGUGAGAGAGAGAGAGGAGCGUGACAGACAUAUACAGUCCUCUCUACUCUAUCCUCCUGUUUUAAAAAUGUCCUCCUGAAGAGUAGGUCAGCUCACAUCAGAGGAGAUUCCGUGUGUGUGUGGACACUGACGUCUUUCUAGUAAACUAUGCACUUGAACUCUCACAGUAAACAUUCAUGUUGUGUCCUCUGUUUAUAUCCACAAUUAUAAUAUAAUCACAAACAAACGUAUUCAAUAGCAAAUUAUUUAUUCCACUAUCUGACACUUCCACCUGACUGUCUUUAAGCCCUUGAGCUCCUCCUGUUUGGGUGUUCUGAUUGGUGUGUUUGAGUGUUCUGAUUGGUAUGUUCUGAUUGGUGUGUUUGAGUGUUCUGAUUGAUGUGUUUUGAUUGGUGUGUUUGAGUGUGUUCUGAUUGGUGUGUUUGGGUGUUCUGAUUGGUCUGUUUGAGUGUGUUCUGAUCAGUGUGUUUGGCCAGCUGGAGUUUGGAUGAACCUCACUGACAGACAGACAAUGCCACCUGGACCCCAAUACAGCUGAUAGGUGCCACCUGGGCACCAACACAGCUGGACUCUGGUGCCACCUGGGCACCAACACAGCUGGACUCUGGCCCACAGGACUCCAGGGCUUUGUCUCACUACAAUACCCAGAGUGUCUGUUUUCUAAUGUGGAAUAUUCUACAAAUGUAACUCAAUAAAACUCACAGCUUAGGAAACUCCUCAGUCUCUCACUCUCUCACCCUGUGAAGUCCUAACUAACUGGUGAAUCUCACCCUGUGAAGUCCUAACUAAUUGGUGAAUCUCUCACUCUGUGAAGUCCUAACUAACUGGAGUGAAUUGAACCUGUGUAUUGUUAACAUGCAUA